This is a messenger RNA of Nelumbo nucifera (sacred lotus), 2218 nucleotides long. Its product is annotated as putative alkaline/neutral invertase F. Gene Ontology annotation, molecular function: endo-alpha-N-acetylgalactosaminidase activity; sucrose alpha-glucosidase activity. Gene Ontology annotation, biological process: sucrose catabolic process. The record is from RefSeq and is a predicted model, not a curated record. Lineage: Eukaryota; Viridiplantae; Streptophyta; Magnoliopsida; Proteales; Nelumbonaceae.
UCGUCUCUCUCUCUCUCUCGUGAGUCGUGAAAUGGCUUCGUCUUCCCCAACUUCACUCACCGGCUCGGAUCAUUCGGAUGCAGACCACGUUUCACUCGAAAUAUCUCAUCUCCCGGACGGGGAAUCAGAAAGGCAGAAUGAGCCUGUGAUCACGUUAAACUCCGAAGAGUGCUUGGAUGAUCAGAAGCUCACCAGGAUCCCGUCAUUGAAGCCAUCGCCCAGCGUUCACAUCACCAUGGACAGCCACCUGUCACCGGGAAACCGGACUAAUGCCUCGCAGGUGAAUGCGGAGAAUACUUGCUUAGUGGAUGAAGCGUGGGAGAAUCUGACGAAAUCGGUUGUUUUUUACAAGGGAAAGCCGAUUGGAACUCUCGCCGCUCUAGACCCUAGCGCCGACGCGUUGAACUAUAACCAGGUGUUCGUGAGAGAUUUUGUGCCUAGUGGAUUAGCCUACCUAAUGAAACCGCAGCCAGAGCCAGAGAUCGUGAAGAACUUCUUGUUGAAAACCCUCUACCUCCAAGGUUGGGAAAAGAGGAUCGACAACUUCACUCUUGGUGAAGGUGUUAUGCCUGCUAGUUUCAAGAUCCAGUAUGACUCACACCGUGGGAAAGACACUUUGGAAGCGGAUUUUGGGGGGAGUGCGAUUGGGAGAGUGGCACCUGUUGAUUCAGGGUUCUGGUGGAUUAUUCUUCUCAUGUCGUAUACCAAGUGCACAAGGGAUCGUACGCUGUCUGAGAUGGCCGAGAUGCAAAGGGGGAUGAGGUUAAUACUGAACCUUUGCCUUGCUGAUGGUUUCCACACCUUUCCAACUCUACUAUGCGCGGAUGGCUGUAGCAUGAUAGACAGAAGGAUGGGCAUUUAUGGGUACUCAAUAGAGAUCCAGGCCCUAUUCUUCUUUGCACUUAGGUGCGCAAGGCAGAUGCUAAAGCCCGAGAGUGGCGGCAAGGAAUUGAUAGAGAGGAUCGACAAGCGGGUCACAGCCCUGAGCUACCACAUCCGCACCUACUUCUGGCUUGACUUCACCCAACUAAACAACAUCUACCGUUACCGCACCGAGGAGUACUCCCACACUGCUGUCAACAAAUUCAACGUCAUCCCCGACUCCAUUCCUGACUGGGUGUUCGAUUUUAUGCCUUUACGAGGUGGGUAUUUCGUUGGUAAUGUCAGCCCAGCUCGCAUGGACUUCCGAUGGUUCUUGGUCGGCAAUUGCAUUGCGAUCUUGAGCUCUUUGGCCACACCGCAGCAGGCCACAGCCAUUAUGGAUCUGCUUGAGGAGCGGUGGGAGGACUUGAUAGGAGAGAUGCCCUUGAAGAUCGUGUAUCCAGCGCUGGAGGGUCACCAGUGGAGGAUCGUCACCGGCUGUGAUCCGAAGAACACACGAUGGAGUUACCAUAACGGCGGGUCUUGGCCAGUUCUGUUAUGGCUACUGACGGCGGCGUGUAUCAAGUGCGGUAGGCCACAGAUAGCCAAGAGAGCCAUAGAGCUGGUGGAGCAACGCAUUUCCAAGGACGGGUGGCCAGAGUACUACGACGGUAAGACUGGGCGGUACAUUGGAAAACAAGCUAGAAAAUACCAGACGUGGAGCAUCGCCGGCUAUCUGGUAGCAAAGAUGAUGAUAGAAAACCCUUCAAAUCUCCUUAUGAUCUCUCUCGAGGAUGACAAGAAAAUUGCCAAACCUAGGCUUACCCGGUCUCUUUCCUGGACAUGUUGAUCUCUGCGUGUCACGACCCUGCACUGCACAGAAAUGAAACGUGAUUGAUGCUUGAAAGAGAAUAUAUAUAAAAAGAACACAACAGGUUGAAGGCUUGUUGGGGUUACAUUCUAACCAUACGCCAGUUGGCAGUAGCACACAGGUUGAGGGCUUGAAUAUUGAUUGGGGAAGUUCACCUUCACCGAUAUGCUCCUCUACUUCUCAGAAAUUUCUCCUUUAUUCUAUCGUACUGCUCCUGGCUCCAUACAAGCAGAGCUCCCCAACAUACUGAAACUCUUCUAUAAAGAUUUUACUAUGACUUCAUUUCUUUUACUACGAAAUAUUUGUUUUAGUUUGACCGGUAGAUAACACACAGAGAGAGGGAGAGAGAGAGAGAGAGAGAGAGCUUAUCUGGUGCUUCAUCCAUAGAGAAAAUCAGGCUAAGCAUGUUUUUGAAAGAGGUAGAAGGAUAAAUUACCUCCAGUUUAACGUUGCUUGCUCAGAUGAGUAUCGCAGUACCAGGUCUAG